Messenger RNA from Suillus paluster, 1593 nucleotides. RefSeq lists its product as uncharacterized. NCBI's taxonomy places the organism in Eukaryota, Fungi, Basidiomycota, Agaricomycetes, Boletales, Suillaceae. The transcript has 8 exons. The record is from RefSeq and is a predicted model, not a curated record. The coding region runs from base 1 to 1095 and encodes 364 amino acids.
AUGGGUCAAAGCAAGCCUACUGACAUCAAUGCUCUCGUAAAUUAUGCUCAGUCAUCUCCCCAGGCAGAUCCUGGAAUAGCUGCGCUGGCCAGCUAUCAACUGCGGUCUCAAAGAUUAUUGAACAGCAGCACAAUGAUGUGGGGGGCUUCGAUGGACGAUCCGACUGCUCGUGCGCUGCCUGAUAAUUCAUCAUACUCUGCAGGAUUCCUGGAACUAUCGCUAGGGCCUCCAUCGGAACCCCCACUCGCUUGGGAUAUCUCGUCGACCUUCAUUAGCACUAUCGACAAUCAGAUCACACUAGCAAUGUGGGAUGUCGAAGAGCAGCGGAUGGAUUCAUUUACAAACUCCAAUACAGGUAUGCGGUUGAUAGAGAUGCCGUUCCAAGCUGAGCAAACGCCGCCUCCUUCUGGCUCCCCGGAUAGUGCAUGCGCAGACUCUGGGAACUAUCUCGGCGAGAUGGGCCAGUCUCUUCCUCUAGAAGGCCGAGAUACCGGGGCUAGCAGUGACUUGAACCUCGAGAAACCCGAUGACGCAUGGAAGAGGGUUCUCCAGCUUGCCAUCGUCGCAGCUGGAACUGCUACUUUCGUUCCUCAAGCUCUAUAUCAGCCGCGAGGAGAAACAGAUCGAGAGAAGUACGUAUACACGGCAAACUUAUCCCCGCCUAUCUUGUUCUACGCGGACAAGCCCUUUGAGUUGGGUAUAGCCCUGAAAGAGAUUUUAACGACAAGUUCGAGACGUCUUAUCGAUAAGGACGACCUGGUGCUUGAAGGCGGUGGCCGAUCUAUCUCGGUGAGAAUAGAGUGGCCUGGCUAUCCUUCCUGGAGUUGUCAGCUCGCUACCAGGGACUAUCGCAAGACACCAGGCCCCAUCACCAAAGCAAGACUUGCAAAGAACCUUGCAACCUGCAUCCGCAGAUUCGUUAAAAAAAUGGCAACUCGCCGCAUGGAAUCUGACUCUGACCCCGUGUGGAUGGUUGGUCCCCGUCACAUAAAUGUUGAAGAUCUCAUCCUUGUCAGUCUUCAUCAUGUGUCCCAAGGAAGUUGGCAGCCUCAGUUGCGACUUCAGAUACGGGGUGCAUCAUCGAGUAGAGCUUAAUGAUCUUCAGGUUAGCCCCAUUUUGCGUAGUGGGCAACCUAAUUUCUCAGGCUGCUGGAGUUAAUUUUCCCUCGAGACUCCGGCUGCCGAAUCUUUCCAUCUCUUAUCUCUUCAAAUCUCAUGCCUCGUUGCCGUUUGUGACGGUCUGUGGCAGAUUUCCUUGCGUCAUUUUCUCGUUCCCAAACUUCCUUCAUAAGUCAACGUGUUAUCAUGCUUUCUGUCAUCUUAUUUUCGUAACUAUCCGAUAAAUUCUUACCCUACAAAUUGUACAAUCUGUUCGGCUACAAGAAGCUUUAGCCAAAAUAGUAGCAUGUCCAACAUGUACAAUAAAAUCCCUUGCUAUCACACCUCAGCAUUCUUUUACGUUCUUGUACUUAACUUUGCAGGGACACCUUUUUGGUCAUUAGCUUAUUGUCCGCCACGUGUGCUGUACCUUCAGAUGGCACGGUGGUCAACGGAUGCGUUGGACAAGGUUGGACGUUUCUUAUUCUUUGCUUA